Molecule: messenger RNA, 1323 nt
Organism: Procambarus clarkii (red swamp crayfish)
Lineage: Eukaryota; Metazoa; Arthropoda; Malacostraca; Decapoda; Cambaridae
Source: RefSeq, a predicted model, not a curated record
AUGAGUCCUGCGUUGCGGGAAUGGUGGGAUCUCUCGGACCCCACUAUGGAAGAGGUGGGGCCUUUUGGACCUUAUUGUGGGAGUGAUGGGGACAUCUCGGACCCCACCGUGGCAGUGGGCUCUGGGCAGUACACCUUCUCCCACGAGGUAAAACAACCCGCCUUCGGCAACUUCUACGGCCACAGGUCGCGUCGCGUAGGAGACCGGGUAGACGGUCGCUACUACGUCCUCCUGCCCGACCGUCGCCUUAUGACGGUCAGCUACUACGCCGACAGCACCGGAUACCACCCGACGAUCUCCUAUAGCAGCCCGGGGACGUUCCAGGACUUCCAGCUGACUGGAAUGUUGCGCGACGUUGGGCCCGAGACAAGAGAAGGAAGGGGAGCGAAGGUGUCAGAGGGGCCCACUUCCAGCCCUCCAUUUCCCCUCUUAGAGAGUGCGACUUUCACCACCUCGUCUCCUCUCUUGGAAACAUUCAUUCACGGCCCUCAAGGACCUCCGAGGGCUGAGACAUCAAGACCUGGAUGGAAUAAUGCUAUCUAUACAUAUACAACUUCAUCUACUGAAAGUCCGAUAACUACGUAUCCUAGGCAAACAACCACGUAUCCUAGACCAACAACCAUUUACCCUAGACGAUCAACCACGUAUUCUAAACCAACAACUACGCAUCCUAGAUCGACAAUCACGUUUCCCGUACCAACAACAACAUUUCCUAGACCCAGACCUACACGGUCUAGACACACUGGUGCACGUCCUAUGUACAAAUCUGAUCAUCCCGAAGUCACAACUGGAUAUCCUAUGCGGACAACUGCGCCCUCUAUACUUACAACUACACGCCCGGAACUCACACCUGUGCGUUCACUGCAGGUAACUGCGUAUCCUUCAUAUACAACGGCGCGUUCAACACCCGCAACCACGCGUUCUAGUCACAUAACUACGCCUCCUCUCAACAAGAACUAUUUAGCUUCACCGAGAGAGUUAUCGUGGCACUGGUCCACUCUAACUUCAUCGCUUCCUCGGGCCUUCCACACUACUCCGAGAACUGGAGUUCCAAUGGUUUUCCACGACAACGGCAGCAAAAGGACUGCUGUUAACGGAGAAAGCAGCGAGGGGCGAGGCAACGGGACAAGAGCCAGUAACGGAAAGUGGAGAGGAGUAGGAGGAGAAGCAACAGAAACAUCACCCCCAGCAACAGAAACAUCACCCCCAGCAACAGAAACACCACCACCAGCAACAGAAACAUUACCUCCAGCAACAGAAAUAACACCCCCAGCAAUAGAAGCCCCACUCCCAGCAACAGACGCACCACCCCCAGCAACAUAA